Molecule: messenger RNA, 660 nt
Organism: Hemibagrus wyckioides
Lineage: Eukaryota; Metazoa; Chordata; Actinopteri; Siluriformes; Bagridae
Exons: 2
Coding region: 137-559 (140 amino acids)
Source: RefSeq, a predicted model, not a curated record
AAGAAGUGAUACAAGAGGGAGGUGCUCACAAACCGCCACAGUGUUAAAUAUAUUUGGGUGGGGUGAAGGUUAAUAUAUACCACAAGUGCUCUAAGAUCAUCUUACCUGGUAUGAUUGUGCUCGAUUCGGUUCCAGGAUGGGGCCUUCUAGAGUAACGUUCGCCCUUUUUUUGCUUGUUUCAAACACCGUCGUACUGGCGACCUUCAGACACAAGCAUCCAUCUACAUCUGAUAAAGACAAAGAUAAGCAUCCACCUGACCAAGACAAGAAUCCAUCUAUAUUUGAAAAAGACAAAGACAAACAUUCAUUUGAUAAAGAGAAAGACAAAGACAAGCAUCACUCUGAAAAAGACAAAGACAAGCAUCACUCUGAAAAAGACAAAGACAAGCAUCACUCUGAAAAAGACAAAGACAAGCAUCACUCUGAAAAAGACAAAGACAAGCAUCACUCUGAAAAAGACAAAGACAAGCAUCACUCUGAAAAAGACAAAGACAAGCAUCACUCUGAAAAAGAGAAAAAUCCAUCCGAUAAGGACAAAGAAAGGUCAGUGAUUUUCUAAGACUUUUUAAUGAAGUUAUUUGAAAACAAACACCAAGCCUAGAAAUAAAUCAGAUAUCACUGUCAUGCAUGUUUUCUAUGCAGUCCCAUGAGGACUCCAAC